CUGGAGUUUCAUUAGUGUCAACUAGAUUAUCAUCGCUCAUCUCCAUCAUCAACUUGCUUGUUCACCAGGAUAUGUAUAUUCUCUACGAUAAGAAGAAUACUCCAGAAGAUAUUUCAUAUAUUCAAAUGCCUCCCGUCUCAGCUCAAGAAACCACCACCAUGUCUCUCAGAUUCAACAACUUCACCGACGGUGAGACGGUUCACCAGCGCUGUGUAAUCAUCAAGGGAACAUACACGGCCAGCUCCAACACCAGCGAUGACUUCGCAACAGUAGAAGCCAACGACGGCACCAACACAACCUUCCCGACCCAAACCUGGCCCAUCGCAGACAACAGGAUCAAAAUCAUCGCCCUCCUCUCCCCGGGCCUCAACAAACUCACCAUCACCCGCACAUCCGGCACCCAAAACAUCACCGAGGAGCUGAACCUGACAUACAUCCCCCUUCUCCAAUCACCCCCCCUCCACCUCGCCAUCAUGGUCGCAAAGGAUUCCCCCCUCCUCAUCGACUGUCCGCCUCUGAAGCACGGCGCCUUCUCCACAGCGCAUUCCUCCCUUGACGCCGCCAUCGCCAAGCUUCGCAUGUCUGCGUACAUGUGGCAAGCUCUCACCGCAGAGGACAUGCGAACCAAGGGUCUCGGCCGACGCUCUUUCAGGCUUGAGGAAGAAUGGGCCGUCGAUACGACAAGUCGCGAAUUUCUGAAUGGGCUGCACGAGGCUGCUCUCUUUGACAGCGGCGCCAUGCGCUCUACUGCCAAGGUUCAUGUCGUUCGAUCGGAGAGAACUACGGCGGAGAUUCGUGACGCGGAGGUUGCGCAGCAGAAUGAAGACGCAAGGUCAAGAGAUGGGUUGUUUGACUACUUUUUGGAGGCGCUUGCGGCUCAGGGUUCUCCUUUUGAAGCUUCGGCGCAUCCGGUUGUCGCGGGUAUGAUUCUUGAUUCGCACUUUUCUGUGAGCAAGAAGCUUAUUCUAGGUCACGCCGCACUGGGAUGCCACAACUCGACUGGUGUGUCCCUCGGCAUGAUGGGUAGUCACCUGGCGUACUCAUGGCCCCGAUUCCUCGAAGAAGUCUCAGACUGUCUCCUCGAUACUCGCGCCCCGGGGAACACAGUCGGCGACGACAACGGAGAGUGCGGGACGUUCUGGGAGGCUUGUUCGAUCGGGCAGGGCGCGUUCUUGCAUGAAGUCGGACAUGCUUUUGGGGCUCCGCAUACGACUGGUAUCAUGGCGCGCGGGUACUCGGGUCACUGGCCUCGGAACUUUCUGGUUAAGACUGCGUACUCCCAGAGCAUCAACAAGGAGGGUUUGGUUGUCGUUGAUGGUCAGACGGAGAACGAUGCUAGGUGGGAUCUACGGGAUGCCCUGUCCUUCCGGUCUCUCAACCACUUCUGGCUGCCCGGCGAUACCAGACUAUCGGCGGCGCAGCGAUCAAGUGCCCCGACUGUCUCUCUCAUCAAUAUCGAGACCGAAGAUGUCGGGGUGGAGAUUGCCUGCGCCGCUAACCUCGCCCGCAUGGAGUUCAACGACAAGCCCGAACUUCUUCCACCCAUGGAUUGCCCGGCCCGGAAGGUCUCCUACACCCUCAAGGAACUCGAAGCCCGCUUCUCCCGCGACGAGAGCCUGAAGCUCUACGUGCUCGGCAUGAACGGUAAGACAAAGACAAUGCGCGAUCUCUGGCGCCUCUUCUCAUCUACCACGUACAUCCGUAUUCCCGGGUCAGAAGUCCUCCUACGCAAGCGAUCCGUCGUGACUAAGGAUAUUGAGGAGUCAAUCGAUGACGGCGAGGGUGAAAAGUUCUGGUCGUGGGCGACGCUUCUUACUCGGCGUAAGAGUGAUGGGUCUGUUGUGCGUGCUAAGUCGGUUGAUGUGCGGACUGGAUGUAUCCUCGACGGCGCGUAUGUGCAUUUCCCCGGCGGCGAUCGUGUCAACUGUGGUCCGCGGAUCAGGAAGUGGGGUGGUGGUGAACACACGUUUGGGGGACAUGCUUCUGAGGAGGUUCAGAUCCCCAAGGGUGCCGAGAUUGUUAAGAUUGAGGUGUCUAGGGAGGAGGAUACCCUUCGCGGUAUGAGGAUUCAUCUGAGUGAUGGCUCGUCUGGUGGUGCUUUGACAGGAUACGGGGAUGUCCCCGAGACCUCGACUCUUGAAGCGCAAGCAGACGAGCGUAUUGUCGGGUUCUAUGGACGUAGCUGGUGGGGUAGCAACUUUGACGGCUUGGUUGAGUUUGGUAUUAUCACUGCGCCCAAGGACUUUGAGCUGCCGGCGGUUGUGUACGGAAUGAAGGAGCUUCAAAACAAGGAAGGGGGACUCGGGGUAUGAAUACUCUGCCACUGCGUGAGCUCGUUGGACAUAGGCAACUAACGUCUUUUAGGGUGAAGCCGAUUUUGAGAGUGGGGAUGAGGAGAUGAACGACGAGGAGUAGAUGGCCACGGCUUGCGGUUGUUAAGACGGAACCAGCUUUGGAUUUCCGUACUGAUGUUAUAUCAAGGAUUGAGAUAGUUCAAAAGUGUUUCUUUAUUGUUCGCGUGAAAGGCUCAGUCACGGCUUACCCUUGCUGUUAUCUCUACCCUUGACACGAUCUGCU
Molecule: messenger RNA, 2577 nt
Organism: Colletotrichum acutatum
Lineage: Eukaryota; Fungi; Ascomycota; Sordariomycetes; Glomerellales; Glomerellaceae
Product: zinc metallo proteinase
Exons: 3
Coding region: 72-2312 (746 amino acids)
Cellular component (GO): cytoplasm
Source: RefSeq, a predicted model, not a curated record